Messenger RNA from Carassius auratus (goldfish), 3550 nucleotides. RefSeq lists its product as uncharacterized. Bases 1164 to 2174 code for a protein of 336 amino acids. The transcript is spliced from 2 exons. Gene Ontology annotation, biological process: DNA integration. The record is from RefSeq and is a predicted model, not a curated record. Gene Ontology annotation, molecular function: nucleic acid binding. Lineage: Eukaryota; Metazoa; Chordata; Actinopteri; Cypriniformes; Cyprinidae.
GAUAUCCGGCUCGAAGGACCAAAUUGUUUGAGAGAAAGGACCACAGGUGCUUAGGAGGUUAUAGUUCUCGCCUUGGAGCGUCUGUCAGAACGCAGGACAGGAGGCAGGAAUCAGUUUGAACAGUUUACUGAACUUUCUUCAGCAGCACAGACAUACAUUCGACAGCAACAUUGCCACACUUUACAAUAUAGGUACAAAGUUGGAUGCAGCAGUUGGCACUCAGCUUAUGUUUAUGGAGAUGGUAGAUUUAGAUCAUAAUCAUAAGCAUGUUGGUUGUGUGUGUGUGGCUGCAAAUAAACAAAACAGUAAUCAAUGUUACAUAAAGCAUAAUUAUUGAUGUUGAUUAGCUAAGCAUCAUGUCUAGCACAAUACAACAGCUUAACCAGGCUGAAUCAUAACUUAGAAGUCACAAUUUCUUCACUUAUUAAAUUGUACAUAACAAAUAAUAAGGUAUGUGUUUCAAUAAUCCAAGAGCAACACUUCAAUCUCUAACAAACAACGUGCAUGAACAUUUUACAAUGACGUUCAUCCUAUACUAACGAUAUGGCAUGACUCAUCAAUUCUAUCGAGUGGAUGUAUUACCCAAAUACUCGAUUAUUUCUAGAUAUUCACAUAUAUAAUAAAUCUUAAACAAAUGAUGAAAAAUUAGAGACUCACUUUUCUCAAAUGGACGCACACAGUUAUUAAUAAUUAACCCCAACACUGCAUCGCGACUUCAGGAACAGUUUUCCUGUGGCGUAGCUGUUAUUCUCAUGUACAAUCACUUCCAGCACAUCUACUAAAAGCCACUAGAUGGCGCUUUUGCGCUACCUUUGUAACAAAUGGUGUGUUGUACAGGGUUUCAAAGAAUAGUGUCACCAAGAGAAAAACUUACCUGUAUGUUGUGCCGGAUGCAGUGAAAACCAUGGUGUUGAAAGGCAUUCACGAUCAAGCAGGACAUCAAGGUCAGCAGCGGACUCUAUAUCUUGCGGGGCAAAGGUUCUUUUGGCUUGGCCUAGAGAAGGAUGUGCGGGAGUAUGUGAGGUGCUGUCGUCGAUGUGUGAUCAGCAAGACGCCCGAACCGGAGGGUUGUGCACCGUUGGAGAACAUCAUUACAACCGAGCCCCUUGAACUCGUUUGCAUAGACUAUUGGUCAGCGGAGGACUCUGCCAACCGGUCCCUGGAUGUUCUUGUUGUUACAGAUCACUUCACAAAAAUGGCUAAUGCCAUUUUUGUGUCCAAAUCAGUCUGCCAAAGCAGUGGCACAUCAACUGUGGCAUAACUAUUUCUGUGUUUAUGGCUUCCCAAGCCGAAUUCACUCUGAUCAAGGAACCAACUUUGAGAGUGGCCUGAUCGCUGAACUAUUGAAUAUCGCUGGAGUCCAGAAAUCGAGGACAACUCCAUAUCAUCCUAUGGGGAAUGGCGCUUGUGAGAGGAUGAACAGAACCCUGGGCAAUAUGAUACGUGCUCUGCCAGCAAAGACCAAGCACAAAUGGCCGCAGGUACUCAAAUCGCUCACUUUUGCGUAUAAUUGCACCAUCCACGAGACCACAGGGUAUGCUCCUUUCCUGUUGAUGUUUGGGAGGAUUCCAAGGCUGCCCAUUGACCUGGUGUUUGGAUCUGUUCUAGACAAUCCUGAUGUUUUGUCUUAUGACAAGUACGUCCUGGCUCUUCGGAGAGAUAUGAAGGAAGCAAUGUGUGUCGCUCAAGCAUCUGCCAAGGAACAGCUUAAGAGACAUGCUGAUUUGUACAAUAGGAGAGUUAAGGUCGGACCAAUUGAUGUUGGUGAUAGAGUUUUGCUUGCCAACAAAGGAGCACGUGGAAAACGGAAGCUUGCUAACCUUUGGGAGGAUACUGUGUACACUGUUGUUGGACUUAAUGCAGACAGUCAUACCUACAGAAUUCAGCACAGCGGUACUGGUGUUGUGAAGACUGUACAUCGUAACCUUAUAAUGCCAGUUAACUUUCUUCCUCUUCCUGAUGAUGAUUUGGAAGGUGAGCCAUCCGAAGACCACCUGAGUGGCUCAGAGAGCGUUGAUUCUGUGGUUGCUGACGUGUCUGUGGAUGCUACCAAUUACAGAACACGAGAGUGGGUAUCGCAGCUACCUUCUGAUGAUGCAGACUUGGACAAUGUGGAGGAAGCUACAGAUGAUUUUGAAACAACACAGGCUGUGGAUCCGACUCAGGCAAAUUAAUUAGACCAUAAUGUGAUUGACAGCUCUAACAAUGCCCAGCUGGGACCAGAGGGUAAUGAGGAUGUUAAGAGUAUGGACAAGAGUGUACAUGAAUCUGCUGUAGAGCAAGUUGAUAAUGCUUCUGUUUCUUUGAUUGUUUCAACACCUAUUGGUGGUCGUUUUGAGGAAAACAAUUCAGAGUCAAAUACCAGUGUUCAUAACUUCCCUGCUGGAAGUUCACUAAGUCGUGUGAGAUCCAGGGCUGGUAGAUUGUUUAAACCAGUGACUAGAUUCAUUGAGAUAAUGAACCAGCAAAAAGUUCUGGGGUGAACAUAAAUAUGUUGCUUGAGCGAUUUUUUUUUAUUAUAAUUUUUUUUGUUUUUUUUUAAUGGUAACUGAUCUUUUGCUUUUCUUCCUGGUAUACAUUCUGCGGGUAUUAGUUAAUGUCAAUUUAAAUGUUACAGUGAUGUUUUAUUCAUGUAAUUUGGUUAUUUUGAGAGAAUGUGAUAUAUUAAUAAUUUGAGACUGGAGUGAAGUCUCGCUGCUGAGCAACUUGUGCGUCCAAAUGUAUGAAUUGUCAUUGGUUAGCUAACAUGUAACGGGCAUGUUUUUCAAAGAGUGUCUAGGGGAUUGGCCACCCCUCUUUUCACUUUAAUUCCUGUGGGGAAUAGUGUCUACACUGAAUUGAACUGACAAUUUCAUGAAAUUUUGAACACUUUGGAACACUUUUUAUUUUAUUUUUAUUUUAUUUUUUGAUCCUCUCUUCUUAAUGUAAAUGGUUAUUGAGGUUAUGUAUCUGAUGUAGUUCGGUAGUCUGUAAUGUGUAUGUAUUUUUUUUUUUGGUCACUAUUUUGGAGCUAUUUGUGCAGAAGCAAGUGGAAUUCAACAGGGGGGAGUGUAACAGGUCAAAUAUGUGCUUCCACUUGCUACAUUGAUUUUCAUGUAUGGCCCCUUUAAUUGCACUCUCCGCCCAGAUCUGGUAGGAUGAUUAAGGGUUCAGGUAGAGUCAUUGGACUCGCGCCAGUCAAGAGUGUGAAUGGCCGCAGUGUAAUAAACAUCCAUCUUAAAAUUACGAUUUGGUGUCCGAGUUCAACACAACACAACGCAGAGACAACACUGUUACAAUGGCAAGAGACACUUUAUUAAAAAAUGAGAACUAAAAGGCCAACACGGCAAAAACAAAACCGAAACAACCAGAGGGAACAAGCCGAAAUAACACAAGCACUAGAAACAUACAGUACGUAAUACAACUAACAUACAAUAAUCCAGGCAGGCAGAUCACUGCUCUCCUGCUAGUUAUACUACAACAGUUAUGUUUUCAAUCCAUUUACACAAGCUCCAGUCUGGAUCCAGAACACCUGAGAAGAGAUGAUGCUGACCCUCAGAGGACCUCAGAU